UGUGUUUAUUCCGCUUCUCGCGUGACGCGUACCGAGUCGACUCGUUUAUGUCACCCAAUUCCCGUUCUCGAAUAGAGUGACAACUGUCGAUACGAAUGAACUCCGAUGAACUUUCGGUGUAUUCCCAUAGUCGAUGUAUAUCGACAAAACUCGGAUCGGAAUGACGUUUUCAUGCGAGUGUUGUCGAUACGUCAGAAGCAAUCGAGAAGGUUUGAAAAUCGAGAAAAUGGAAGUGAAGCGAAUCCGUGUGACAAACCAAAAGCAGUUUGCUUUCCUGGUUGAUCGGAUGGAAGCACACCCGUCGGUUGCCAGAGGGCAAAAAUUUUGCGAGGCAGCUGCAAUGGACCGGCAAAAGUACCACGCUCUCUGGACGGAUUUUUCAGGUAGACUUAACAGUCUAGGUCCCCCGACUCGGGAUGUAAAGGGCUGGCAAAAGGUUUGGACAGAUUAUAAAAACACAAUCAAACAAAAGUUAUCGUACAACAAUCGCGAGACUAUAGCUACCGGUGGUGGGCCGAACACAAUGAAGGUGUUAUCACCAACUGAGGAUGCAGUUGUUAAACUGCUGACCCUGGACAAAACGGUAAAUAAUUCCGGUUCUAGAUUUGGUCUGCCUGUGACUGUUACAUCACCACUAAGUCCUGAACCGGGUCCCAGUCAACCGCGUAAUAUUCUGUCGUCACCGGGACCGCCACUUCUCUCCAGUACAAUGGAAGCUUACGCCAACCUGACUGAAGUAGAUGACCCAGUUGACGAGGUAGUAGAAGAUAUUGAGAACAACAAUAACAACAGCAGCUCUCGUACCGCGCAACGCAAACGACGGCAUCCGGAUAGCAAGGAUUUGCGGUAUAACUUGCUGGAACAACAAACGGAAUAUUUAAAAAAGAUCGUCGAGAAUACCGGAGAAUGCGCACGGUACUCCCGAAAAGUCUUUAAACUACGAGAGGAAGAAGCGAAACAACGACGUGAAUAUAUGCUACAAAAAACAAAAGAUAGACAAGCAGAAUUGGAGUUCAAAAUUGAAUUGUUGAAGUACAAAAAGGAAAAACUUGAAAUUUUGAAAUACAAAGAGUGUCAGGAAUAG
Molecule: messenger RNA, 1084 nt
Organism: Ochlerotatus camptorhynchus
Lineage: Eukaryota; Metazoa; Arthropoda; Insecta; Diptera; Culicidae
Exons: 4
Coding region: 134-1084 (316 amino acids)
Source: RefSeq, a predicted model, not a curated record